GCUGAAGACUGAGGCGGCAAGUUCACAAAUCAGUAUUCAUAGGAUGUUGGUGCUUGGUCGGUUGACAGUAGCGCCGAAACAGUGCAACGAGUUACAGUUCGGGCGGACACGGCCUCACUGAUCGGGACUUUAACCGUAGUGCGUUUAUUGCUGAUUUCGUUAGUUGGACUGUUUAAGUUUAAGCACUUCAGUUUGCUUCGUCAAUGCAAGUAGGGCAAGUGUUAAUCGUGUGAACGGCGCUUUAAAGAAUUUAAUUCCAAACCGAUUUAUUUAAAAUAUACCACUGACACAGUAAACAUAUUAAAGUUCAUUGAAAUGAAAUGUUGUGAAGAAUUAAAAAGGAAAAAAAUAUUAUUUCAAAAUUUAAACCAAGAAUUAACACAAGUGAAUGGAAUGUAAAGCAGCACAAUUGUGUGGAGAAUGCCUGAAAUAAUUGUGGAAAUUAAAGACGAAAUUAUUGAAUUUUAAUUAUUUAUUUAUUAAAGUUUACAAAAACACUUAAUAAUUGUUGAGAAAUAAAAUCGUAAUAAAAAUAAUUGUAGUGGACUACUAAAUGUUUUUGUGAAUUUGCUAUGAUAUAUAUGAUGUUAGUUUGUUACAAAUUUUAAUAAAAAUUCUGAAAGAAAAGGAUUCCAGUGCUUACAUCAACAAAAAACCAAUUGAAAUACCCGUAUCUUAAAAACCAUUUGUGAAUUAAGACACUUAUCAAACUAUGUUAAUAUAAACAAAAAAAUAUUUAAUAUUCCAAAGUGUUUUCUAUUCGAUUAACGGAUAAGUGUUAAAAUUUACACGGUGAAAAUGCCAACCGUAGUUCAAAUUGCCAAACAAAUGAUAAUAUAAACAUCGACCGAAAUGAAUUUACUAGCGCCCGCUCUAAACAUAACCACCGAUCUCCCCACCAUUCAUACAAAUGCUAGCAGCUAUAGUUUCGCCAAUAAUUUACUCAAUGAAAGCUUUAACAACAGCAAUAAGCUGAUUGGCAAUGCAUUCCUUGAUGAAAACUUCGCUAACGGUACAGACGUUGGCUUUUUCGACGGCUUCGUGAAUAACGGCAGUGAGAGUGCUUUCAAUGAGUUAAUCGCCAAUCUAAGCACAAUUGCAUACGACUUUGGCAAACAAUUAGUAACCACAGUAAUCGAUGCAAGUGCCGAUGCUACAGCUUCCGCCGUCAACACAAUACCCGUCCCACCAUCAGUGACGUCGGCAACGACGCUGCGCGCUAGUGCUGCCACUGAUGCUAAUAGUAAUAUUGUGGGAUAUCACGAUGUAUCACUAUUGCUGAAUCAUUGGUGGCUUAACGCCACGAAUUCAACGACACCAACCGCCGUCGAUGACGGAGCGCGGAGAAAUGAAGAGGUACUCGAUUUCGCUACAGCUGUGGCUAAAGGGAAUGCGAGGAAUACAAGCACUGAUGCCGAUAGUUGGGUGACCAGCACACAGACUUUUUACAGUAACUUCGACGACGAAGAAUUAGACCCUUGCCAUCCAAACAAUUCGAAAUUCAACUGCACACAGACUGAUUUUGUGAAAUUCCUGCUCGGACCACAAACGCUGCCGCUCUACAAGGCGUUGCUGAUCACAAUAAUUUUUGGUGGAAUUUUCAUAACCGGCAUGCUGGGCAACAUUCUGGUGUGUGUGGUUAUUAUACGCCAUCCAACAAUGCACACGGCGACGAACUACUACUUAUUCAGCUUGGCAGUAUCGGAUUUAAUUUACCUUCUGUUUGGCUUGCCCGCGGAAAUAUUCCUCUACUGGCAUCAAUAUCCUUACCUAUUUGGAUUACCCUUCUGCAAGAUACGCGCAUUCAUCUCAGAAGCCUCGACGUACGUCUCCGUACUCACAAUCGUCGCUUUCUCCAUGGAGCGCUUCCUCGCCAUUUGCCAUCCUCUGCAUUUGACCGCGAUGAGCGGCUUUAAGCGCGCAGUUCGCAUCAUCGCCGCGCUUUGGAUUCUCAGCUUGUUAGGCGCCAUCCCAUUCGGUCUGCUCACGGAUAUACAGUACUUGAAUUAUCCCUUAACUGAGACGACAAUACCGGAGUCCGCGUUUUGCAGUAUGUCGCAUUACCCUGAUGAGUUUCCACUUUUCGAGAUCUCGUUCUGCUUCUUCUUCGUCAUACCGAUGCUGCUGAUAAUAAUCUUGUAUGGCAAGAUGGGCGCACAGAUACGUUUUAGCACGACACUACAGUUGGGCGUUCAAAAGGGCUCUAUGCACAGAGAAUCUCGCCACCAGCAGUCACGCAAAGCAGUAAUACGAAUGUUGGCUGCCGUUGUAGUGACCUUUUUCAUUUGCUGGCUGCCAUUCCACAUGCAACGAUUAUGGUUCCUAUAUGCCAAAGAACAAAACAAUUUCCAAGAGAUAAACGAGUGGCUGUUCUCCAUCGCCGGCUUCACGUACUAUGUGUCGUGCACGAUCAAUCCGAUUGUGUAUAAUGUGAUGUCGCACCGGUACAGAGUUGCCUUCAAAGAUAUACUCUGGGGCAAGCGACGGAGCGUAUACUACAACAAUGGCUUUGCUAGGGAUCAGUCCAGCUUUCGAGAGACGAUGGCUUCCAGCUUGGGUGGCGGCAACAACAGCACAUACGAUCGCGUACAUUCGGUACGAGUGCGCUCAAUGCGACAUGCCAAUAACUUCAGAGAUCGCAACUCUAUCAAAACCAAAAAUGUGCUGUGGACCAAGGAUGUAGACUACACCGUGCCACUAAAAAAGGAUACACUGGACAGCAAACUGAAGUAUGGCACUAACGUUGUAGUUGUUGUGGACAAUGGCGGCAUCAAUGGACGACCCCAAGUAUUCACAGAAAACGAAGCCGAGGCAACAUUGAUGAGCAAGGAUAACGAGACUUGUAUAUAAGAAAGAUGUAGGAUGAAAGAAAGCAGCUAACAAUAAAUAAACGAUCGAUUGCUUUGAGUUGCAUGCGAAAUGUGGCAGUGUGUUUGUAAAACAGCAAGAUAAAGCCAAAAACAAGUGGACUCUCACGAACCAAUGCUUUAGUACUGUGAACGGGAAUUCGAAAUUAAGUCGAAGUAUGUGUGUAUGUAUAUAUAUUUUGUAUAUACCGCAUUCGGCAAAAGGAAUAACAGUUGUUCCAUUUAUUUAUGAGUUAUACUGUGCAAAAAUUUGUCUAUAAAUAAGAUAAUUGAUUAUUGCUAUUGUCCGUGGAUAUUGGCAAUGAAUUUAGGCAAAUUAUUUACAGGCGCCUCAGCCGCAAAGUAUGUUUCAUUCAUUCAUAUUCGUUCAAAAGUUGGAAAUUUUUGCGCGUGCUUGAUAGAGUCGGAUGCAAUUAUUAAAAUAAACUCCAAAAGUUUGCAAUUGUAAACUAACCAAAAUAAUUUUAAUUUAUUUGAGCUUUAAAAUAUUUUGUUUAAGCUAUGCUUAACAGUUAGCUUUAAGAACUAAUUUUCGCUUUCCGCAAUUAUGUUCAAUAAAAUUUAAAUAUUAAGAUUACAACAAAAAACAUUUCGAAGACAUGUGAAAAUUCAUCACAUAAUACAUAUUUUUGACAUCGAAAAGUUAUCGUGAUUACUUAAGGGUUGACUGACUACGAAUCCAAAAUUAACUCGUAUUUUUUAAGAAAUUCGAAGAAAAUCCUAUUUUUACUAUAUCAAUUUAUUAAAAUUAUAAGAGUGUUCUAUCAGCUAAAUAAAAUUAUACAUAACUGUGUAAUAUAAUUUUAAUUUUAUACAAUCUAACUAUCAAUUUUAAAUUAAGGUAAUUUUUAGAAAAUUAAUGUGUCUCUAACUAUUUUUGUGUGGUUUUUGUUUUUUUAUUUAAUUUGAACAUUCUGUAAGAAAAACGUUAACAACUUUCUUCAUUACCUUGGCAUCGUGGAUAUUCGGCUUUGCCGUUGAUUCGGCUGCUUGGCCAGGUUUCACAUAUGAUUGUUAGCAUUUUGGUUGUUGUAAUGGAUCCAUUUUUCAACAUUAGUCACAAUUUGGUGGAAAAACGAUUUUUUUGUAGCAUUCAAGCAGCAUUUCUGACUUGCAAAAUCGUCUUCCAAUGUCCCUUGGCUUCAAUUCAUAUGACAUAUCUCAUAUGUCUAAAUUGGCUGCUUAUGUGACGCCUAAAACUUCUGAGAGAUGUGUUUGGCAAAAUUCUUCAUUGUCUAAUGUUUUCAGCUCCUCAUGCUCAAAGCCAAAAUCACCACUUUUAAAUCAUGCAAAUCACUUUGGCACGUUCGCUCAGCUAGGGCAUAUUCACUAUAAUUUCCAUUUGACGAAAUAUUGGAGCAAUAUAAUUAUUAUCAAGUUACUCCAUCUCUUGGCAACCCGCACGAAUACAGUUAUAGAGCCAAUAACUUAAAAUUUCACUUAAUCGCUACUUGUCUGUUAUAAAUUUAAACCGAAAUCCCUAUAUAUAACACUCUUUCUACGUUCUUACAAUGUGCACAAAUAUCUGACCCGAUAUCAGCCUAUACUCUUCCUUUACUAAAUUUUUACUUAUAUAUUUUUAUACAAGCUUUUUUAAGCGUUGUAAAUAACGUUUCCAAUUUUUCUGUAAUAUAAGCUUAUUGAGUAUUAGUGAAUGUGUAGAUGAAGUAUUGUGAGCUGUUAUAGAUUAAAUGCAUAAAUAUUUGUUGCACUUUCGUCUAUAUAUAAAAUCCGUCAUUUAAAUAUAAUAUUAUAUUAUGGUAUACAAAAUAGUAUAAUCUAUAUACUCGAGUUAGUAGCAAUAAAGAUGUAUUAGCACCAUA
Molecule: messenger RNA, 4690 nt
Organism: Bactrocera oleae (olive fruit fly)
Lineage: Eukaryota; Metazoa; Arthropoda; Insecta; Diptera; Tephritidae
Source: RefSeq, a predicted model, not a curated record